AUGAAAUUAUUCAUUGCUUUCUCUCUCCUGAUUAGUCUCAUUAUAUUCCAGGAACAAAUUUUUUGCUUCUCUUUAAGUAUACCCGCUUCUCCUGGCUCCUAUCAAGAUGGGAAUUUUGUUAUUGGAGGACUCUUUUCCCUUAAAGUGACUCGUGGAGACACCAGAAGUCGAUUUGGCUUUGAAAGCACAACCUAUGUACCGGAUUAUGUUUAUGCGGAUCUCACUAAACAUUACCAGCACAUGUUGGCAAUGGUGUUUGCUAUAGAAAAAAUCAACAAGGAUCUGAAUAUUUUAUUCAACAUGUCCCUAGGAUUCUGCCUCUUCAAUGUCGACUUCCUUGAGAUGAAGGCUGUGGAGGGUUCUCUGGCUUUGCUCUCAGAAGAGAGCCCCCCAGUUCCUAACUACAGCUGCAGACCCGAGAAGAGCAAGCUGGUGGCUGUGAUAGGUGGCAUUUCCACAGGAAUAUCAGCCCAGAUCUCCCGAGUCCUGAGUCUCUGCAACGUCCCACAGAUCAGCUAUGCUCCUUUUGACCACAGUCUCAGGGGCAGAGUCCAACCCCAGUCUCCUUACCAGUUUCCCGUGAACACCGCAGUUCUCUACCAGGGAAUUACUCAACUGCUGCUGUACUUCAUUUGGGUCUGGGUUGGCCUUGUAACCCCAGACAAUAUGAGGGGAAAGCCAUUCCUUUGGGACAUCACAGAAGAGAUGACCAACCAUGGACUUUGUGUUGCAUUUGUAGAAAAGGUUUCAGAACUUCCUGCUAAGGACACAACGAACAGGCAGCGUUUUGUGGAAAGAUUCACAUUGACAAAUGUCAUUGUCACGUUUGGUGACACAUACUCUCUUUUGAGGUUUGUCUAUAACAUCUUUUGCAAUACUCCUCUUGGUAAUGUCUGGAUCGCAACUUCGGAUUGGGAUAUCACCACCUUACCCUUUGAACAAAGUCUAAGUUAUACAUACUUUGGUGGAGGAUUAUCGUUUUCUGUUCACGUGGGUGAGAUUCUGGGAUUCAAGGAUUUUCUCAGAAGUGUUCAACCUGGAAAAUUCCCUCGUGGUAUCUUUAUCCAGGAUGUGUGGUCGGUAUUAUUUGAAUGUCCGUAUUCAGAUCAACACUGGGUCAGGGAACAGAGUCUGUGUGAAGAGAAUGGAACCCUAGCCGCAGGAGCUCUGCAUGUUUGGGGUAUGAACACCUCACCCCCGAGCUUCAGAGUGCAUGCUGCUGUGUAUGCCAUUGCCCAGGCUCUGCAUGGGCAGCUGUCGCUCAGAGGGGAAGGAGACGCACUUGAUAAAGGCAUACCCCCGGCUCCUCCCCCGUGGAAGCUCCACCCUUUCUUGAAAAGGGGUCAACUUGGAAGAAACACCGAUGAGGAGAAUGGAAAUAAGGAAGGUUCGACAACCACGCUUGACAUCUUGAAUUACCAGUCUCUGCAGAAUGGUACCAAAGCUCAGGUGAGCAUUGGCGAGUUUGUCUUUGAAGCUCACGGUGCUCAGCACUUUUCCCUAAAUGAUGAACUGAUAACUUGGGGUGAAUACUAUAGUGAAGCUCCUUUUGCUGUCUGCACUCCAAGUUGCCUACUGGGAUUCAGAAAAAUGCCUCUUGAAGGAAAACCAUUUUGUUGUUCUGAUUGCCUGCCUUGCCCAGAUGGAGAGAUCGCAAAUAAGACAGAUAUGGAUCGAUGCAUCAAGCGUCCAGAAGAUCAGUAUCGAAAUAAGCAGAGAAAUCAGUGUCUUCCUAAAAUUAUAACAUUUUUGUCCCAUGAAGAUACUCUGGGAGCUGUUUUGGUCUCUGUGGCCAUAAGUUUAUUUGUCUUCUUAGCUCUGAUUUUAGGAUUAUUUAUCUACUAUUAGGACACACCCAUUGUCAGGACAAAUAACCAAAAUCUCAGCUAUAUUCUGCUUGUUUCUCUAAUGCUCUGUUUCUUUUGCUCUUUGAUAUUCAUUGGUCAACCUAGGAAAGUCACCUGUGUCUUGAGACAAACAGUUUUUGGGGUUGUAUUUUCUGUUGCUGUCUCUGCUAUCUUAGCAAAAACCUUCAUUGUGGUUAUGGCCUUCCAAGUCAUCAAACCAGGGAGUGCAUGGCGAACAUGGAUGCUUAGACUCUCAAAUGCUGUAGUCAUCAGUGCUUCCCUCAUCCAAGUGUGCAUCUGUGCAGUCUGUCUUGGAACAUAUCCGCCUUUCCCUGACAUUGACAUGCAGUCUGAGUUUGGGCAAAUCAUCCUGUGGUGCAAUGAGGGCUCCACUCUUGCCUUCUAUUGUGUCCUGGGGUACCUGGGUUUUCUUGCAGUUCUGAGCUUGCUUAUUGCUUUUCUGGCAAGGAGGUUACCAGACAGCUUCAAUGAGGCAAAAACAAUCACGUUCAGCAUGCUGGUUUUCUGUGUUGUGUGGAUUUCUUUCAUACCCACUUACCUGAGCUCCAAAGGCAAAACCAUGGUGGCUGUGUAAAUUCUUUCCAUUCUGGCCUCUGGCACUGGCUUACUGCCCUGUAUAUUUCUUCCCAAGUGCUAGGUGAUCCUACUAAGAUCAGAUGAUCAGUCGAGAGAAAAAUUCUUUAAAAAGACUUCUUUCUUAAGGCAAAGGAAUUUAUUGCGAUGUGUAUGA
Myodes glareolus (Bank vole) is the source of this 2598-nucleotide messenger RNA. The record is from RefSeq and is a predicted model, not a curated record. NCBI's taxonomy places the organism in Eukaryota, Metazoa, Chordata, Mammalia, Rodentia, Cricetidae.